AUGCAUAAUCGUGUGAAACUUUCGCGUGAGUUUACUAUGGAGGAAGGAGCAAGCAUAGCUUCUCACCUAGAUAAUCGCAACGAGUUGAUUGUUGCGAUGGAUGGAGUUGGAGAUGAAUUUGGAAAAGCGCAUGAAAGGUGCGAUUUCGAGGCUAUGGUGGUCGGAAAAGCAAACGAGUUGGUUGUGAUCGCUAAGAUCAGCAUAUCCGACAAGACAUCAGACAAGUUAACCGUGGUCAACAACUACAAGCUCGAUGUUUCAUGGGUUGUCGCCGUCGCUGCAACAAUGUUGGUCAUAAGAAGUCGGACUGCUUAUCUAGCGAACGCAGAUGUGAAAGACUGUUUCUAUCAUGAGAAAUCAAAUUGUUUACUUGAUUGUGGUGUACCGUCGCAUAUGAGUCUUGAGAAAAAGAAAUUCCAAGCUGACAAAAAAUUGAAAGAGGGCAUUGAUAUUACAAUCGCUAUUAAAGAGUGUGGUCGCAUUGUGAAGACAGAUGACGCUCUCCAAAUUUCUGAGGUAUCGCCACUUUCGGUUGCAAGCUUUCUCAGACUAGUAGUACGAUGA
Plasmopara halstedii is the source of this 564-nucleotide messenger RNA. RefSeq lists its product as uncharacterized. NCBI's taxonomy places the organism in Eukaryota, Oomycota, Peronosporomycetes, Peronosporales, Peronosporaceae. The coding region runs from base 1 to 564 and encodes 187 amino acids. The transcript has 2 exons. The record is from RefSeq and is a predicted model, not a curated record.